This is a messenger RNA of Racocetra persica, 584 nucleotides long. The record is from the annotation of a GenBank genome assembly. NCBI's taxonomy places the organism in Eukaryota, Fungi, Glomeromycota, Glomeromycetes, Diversisporales, Gigasporaceae.
AUGGCAGAGUACCCCAAUUUAGAAUUAAAUUGUCAUUUUACGACCAUGAUGGUGGAGCCACCUCUAAUCCAUCUUCCCUUUCCGCCUACUAUCACGGCGCAUGAUAUUCUUAUGAGACGUCCACAGUCAAGAAUUCGGUCCAAGAGUCCAAAUGCUUUCUUUAUUUAUAGGAAAGCAUUUUUUGACCAACUUGCACUUUUAAAUCAACGAUUCCAAAUGACGUAUGUAUCCAAAUUAGUCAGCGAGUAUUGGAAAAAUGAAUCCGAACAGGUUAAAAGUGCAUAUAAAAGGAUUGCGGAAGAAGUAGAGGAAAAAUUGAAUGAAGCGAGAAUAAAGGCUUUAGUCUACCCGGAUGCUUCACAAAAACAAAAUGAUCAAAAAAAAACGAAGAAAACUCGCAAGAGACGCAAUUAUAAUAAUAAUAACGUUCAAGAGUCGAAUAUCGCCCAAAGUAACCCGCAACUCUUACAGCCACAAAUUCAUACCGCCGAUAACGAUCAAUCUACAUUCGAAAUACAAUACUUCGACGGACAAUAUUUUCACGAUGACCAAAUGUUCCAACUUUUGUAUAAUAAUACAUGGUG